UUUCAGUUGACUGGUCACAUUGUUCAACCCAAACUGACUCGGGAAUUUUAGUGAAAUCAUUAGUUGAAAACUAUGAUUUUCACGACAAACAAAUGUGAUUUGAAAACUUAAAAGAACUCGAACCGAUUAUUGAUAACAAGGAGGAGGCGUAUGCGAUAAUUAAUUUAAAAAGGGUCCACACAUUUUAAAAAAAUGCGAAGGAAUACCAUUUGGAACUACUCUUUCAUAUUUCUAUGCUGUGUGCUUAAGAGCAUAAGUACUCUGGAUCAUGGCACACACACAGUUUCCGUCGUUUCGAAUCGCUACAAUGCGCAACAUCAGUAUAAGCAAAAUCCCAAUGUAGCCUCACGCCACUCGUCCAAUGAGGCUGCUGGCCAAAGUAUACAUCAUUCACCCGGAUCUAAUUUGCAUAUGACCGUCGAAUCGGAUCCUUCGGUCGUGCAUUCCCCAUCAAUGGCUGUUCAUGUUACACAUAUCGCUGCUUCGCAUGCCGGAAGUGGAGGAGAACAUUCGACUCAUCUUGAACACAAUCUGCACAGAAGUUCUUAUAAUCUCCUUAGCGAGGCAAUGUCCCAAGCUGUCAGCAAUGAAUUUAGUUCCAUGGGAAGCGGUUCAGCAGAUGGCGCGUGCGCUGCAGAUGAUUUUGACUGCUACAGCGGAAGCGUGCAGGAUCGUUUUGGCAUGGAGGCUAUUGCUAGCUUACAUAGACAACUUGAUGACGAUGAUAAUGGAAACAUCGAUUUGAGUGAAUCUGAUGACUUUUUGCGGGAAGAAUUGAAGUACGAUUCAGGAUAUGAAAAACGGCAGAAAGCGUUUCACUUCAAUGACGAUAUGCAUAUAUCAGUCAAAGAGCUGUGGGAGGCUUGGCUGCGAUCAGAGGUGCACAAUUGGACCAUCGAGCAGACCACAGAUUGGUUGGCACAAUCUGUACAGCUUCCCCAAUACGUCGAUUUGUUCAAAUUACAUAAGGUUACUGGAGCUGCAUUGCCAAGGUUAGCUGUGAAUAACCUGCAGUACGUAGGCAAUGUCCUUGGAAUAAAAGACCCCAUACAUAAACAAAAGAUUUCACUAAAAGCAAUGGACGUAGUUCUUUUUGGGCCCCCAAGGGAAACUGGGACCCGUUGGAAGGACUACAUUCUGGUGACUCUGUUGCUUAGCGCAAUUAUUGGUUGUUGGUACGCCUAUCAGCAAAACAAAAAUGCCAAGCGUCACCUGCGACGAAUGGCACAGGAUAUGGAGGGAUUGCAGAGAGCUGAACAAAGUUUACAGGAAAUGCAGAAGGAACUAGAACGAGCCAGGAUGGAACAAGAAAAUGUGGCUACAGAAAAGUUAGAUUUGGAGCGGCGUUUAAAGGAAGCCCCCACACUAAGUUCAUCGAAUUCGGAUUUGGAAGUGCAGCAGCUUAAGAAAGAGAUAGAAAUGUUGCGUAAUGAGUUGUCUCGGGCCGAAUUCGAGCUGGUUGACAAUUGCUGGGCACCACCACCGCAACUCCAAUCGUGGCUGCAGUACACUUAUGAACUAGAGAAUAAGAAUCAUCAGAAGAAACGCACAUCGGCAGAGAAACAGCUUCAGUCGGCCAGGGAGGCAUGCGAGAAAUUGCGCAAGAAGCGAUCCAGUUUGGUGGGAGCCUUUGUUUCCACACACGGCAAAAGUAUUGAUGAUGUUGAUCGAUCGAUUGUUGAGGCACGCAAUGCCCUUGGCGAAGUGACAAAUGAGUUGCAAGAACGACUUCAUCGCUGGAAACAAAUUGAGACAUGCCUCGGCUUGAAUAUUGUGAAUAACAAUGGUCUUCCCUAUUUGGAAAAUGUUCUGUAUGGUCGAAAUGGAGGCUUACAAAGUUCUAUGAGUGUGGGAUCCACAAAGGGUUCUAGAACACGUAUUACCAACAGCACCGAAGACCUUGAUGAUGAAUCUGUGCAGGGUAAGAUGAAUUUCGAGAACUUUUCGCUGCUCGCCACGGAAUAAAAAUAAAGGCUUGUGCGCUCGGUCUGUGAGGACAAUAAAAUACAGCUCUUGAGUAACUACUUGACGAACUAAAUAAAAAUUAAACCGCUUAUUGAACCCUGAAUGAAAACUGUUUUACAUUAAGAUACUGUAUUAAUGAAGGUCAUAUAACAUUAUGUGUGUGUAUGAUAUUUUAAUCUCUAUAUUUGUAAUAUAUUCAUUUUAUUUUUGAUGUAUACAAAAUGUCAUCUACUUAAAUAUUUGUCAAAACACAACGAAUACUAUAAAACUAAACUGAGUUUUGUACGUAAUAAUGAACUUAUUAAAGGGCGGUCAGUAUGUGGCGAAUUAUUUAAGAACGUGAAUAAAUUAUUGAUGUGGGCAA
This is a messenger RNA of Drosophila ficusphila, 2329 nucleotides long. It is a transcript of the gene Stim, whose product is annotated as stromal interaction molecule homolog. NCBI's taxonomy places the organism in Eukaryota, Metazoa, Arthropoda, Insecta, Diptera, Drosophilidae. Gene Ontology annotation, biological process: intracellular calcium ion homeostasis; store-operated calcium entry; activation of store-operated calcium channel activity. The transcript is spliced from 8 exons. Gene Ontology annotation, cellular component: endoplasmic reticulum; plasma membrane. Gene Ontology annotation, molecular function: calcium ion binding; protein binding; calcium channel regulator activity. The record is from RefSeq and is a predicted model, not a curated record. Bases 193 to 1965 code for a protein of 590 amino acids.